Messenger RNA from Oncorhynchus mykiss (rainbow trout), 3505 nucleotides. Its product is annotated as homeobox protein Nkx-2.5. Gene Ontology annotation, cellular component: nucleus. Lineage: Eukaryota; Metazoa; Chordata; Actinopteri; Salmoniformes; Salmonidae. Gene Ontology annotation, biological process: regulation of transcription by RNA polymerase II; cell differentiation. The record is from RefSeq and is a predicted model, not a curated record. Gene Ontology annotation, molecular function: RNA polymerase II cis-regulatory region sequence-specific DNA binding; DNA-binding transcription factor activity, RNA polymerase II-specific.
UUGUAUAAUGAGGACGGCUGCAACUAUGUUGAGUUCAUUAUAGUUUCAUACGGUUACUAUUCCAUUUAUACAUAAUUCAAUGUGGACUAUAUGCAAACCAUGAUUAAAACAGGUUUCCUACCUGUCCAGAUACUGCAUGAAGCGUUUCUGAGGGCUGAUACCAGAUUCACAUUAUUCUAGCCUAGAUCCUACUUCUUUUUAAAUGUCCAAUUGAAAUAACGCGAUGUGUUUAUUUCGGCGUAGGAAUCCUGUAACAUAAUAAAACAUUUCAAUAGUUGCUACUUGAUAAUCUUCUCUAAACGCUAAAUACAGAGAAGAGCUUGCGCCCUCGCGCCAUGCAGUCACCCAUCCCAUUUUAUCGUGACGUAACGGAGGAAAGGAGCGUCCGUCUUGGGUCCGCCAACAAAACAGAAACUGGGUCUAACCAAAUCCGUCAGCUAGCUAAACACACACAGCAGCCGAGGCAGAGAGCACAGAGUAGAGAGAUGAGAGCUGUCACUUCACGAAACAAGCCAGUCCUCCUUCGCAUAACUCCACGAAUAAAAAGCAAGGCGCAGCAAUCCUUUAGGCAACUGUAGUUUUUUUUCUCAGAGACGAAUAGACCCCCUUUUGGAUCCGUUUACCUUCAAUACCGUCUAUCCAAACAAACACCUGCUUGGGGAGUUCUUUAUGCUCGGAUGAGCCACUUCACCAAGGGACUAUAAUUCCUACUUCAUGUGAACGAAUCGGAGCCUAUGAUAAUAAUGCUUCCUAGCCCUGUUAUUUCUGCCUCCACCACGCCGUUCUCAGUCAAGGACAUACUGAAGUUGGAGCUUCAGCAGAAUGCUCAACAACAGCGGCUUGCCUCACACCUUGGGCCGCACCAUGAGCGCUCUCACCUGGGUCCACAGCAGCACCAAUACACCCUCCAGUCGCCCCCGUCUUGUAUGCUGGCCGGCAGGGACAGGAACAGCCCCAGCCCCGGGCUCUCGGAAGAAGAGGAGAGAAUGGCCUACCUGAGUAGUCUGACGGUUCAGGAGCGGCUGAUGGAGACGGGUCUAGCCGGGGAGAUAUUCGUUUCAGCCGACACCAGUCUGGAGGUUGAGCAAGAGGACAUAGAAGCCAAAGCUUGUGGCGCAAUGGAGGUGAGGGCCUGUGAGGAGUCCCCGCAGGCGCACUCGGACUUGGAGAGACUCCCAAAACAGCAGAGGACCCGGCGGAAACCGCGCGUGCUCUUCUCCCAGGCGCAGGUGUUCGAGCUUGAGCGGCGCUUCAAGCAGCAGCGUUACCUAUCCGCCCCCGAGAGGGAACACCUGGCGAACACUUUGAAACUGACCUCCACACAGGUCAAAAUCUGGUUCCAGAACAGGAGGUAUAAGUGUAAACGGCAGCGGCAGGACAAGACCCUAGAAAUGGCCGGACACCCUCACCAUCUUCCCCCACCUAGGAGAGUGGCAGUCCCGGUGCUGGUGCGGGAUGGGAAGCCCUGCCUGGCUGGAUCUCAGAACUAUAAUACAUCCUACAGUGUUGGAGCGGCCAGCCCCUAUAGUUAUAACGGCUAUCCGGCUUAUUCCUACAAUAAUCCAGUGUAUACUAACACAUACUCAUCAUGCACGUACUCUAGCCUGCCUACUCUAGCACCCAACUCUACUGCUAACGCUUUUAUGAAUAUGGGUCUGGCGAACCUGGGCGUGUCGCAAUCUCAGGCCCAAACACCGCAGGGAACAGCCUGCCAAGGAACUCUGCAGGGCAUUCGGGCCUGGUAGCUGAACGUGAUGAUCUGCUUGUUGAUUAACAGUUGAUCACGUCGAUCACUAGCCUACAGUGUUUUGGGGAUAAGGGAAAACCUGUCUGUGUCCCAUGCAGCAAAAUAGAAGGAUUUCUAAUUGAAAACCGUCACAUUGAGACUCGAUCAUCUUGUACUAAUAUAUUAGCUGUUUCCUCAUCAACGCGGCAAAAACAUGUUUUUUUAAAGUUGUUGGACUAUUCCAGAGUCACUGUUGGAUAUAGAUAUAUACUAUGGCAACAUUGCAGACGGACUAAAACGCGUACGCAACCGUGCGUAAUAUGGCCUUAAAGCUGUUGGGUGCUUGUGAACCAAGGAUGUGAAUGGCAAACAUUGGCAAUGGUUAUAUCUGAGCUAUUUACAUCAGAAAUAUGACUUUACCAGUAGCCUACUUUACCAGUGAAAACAGUAUUCUUCAACAACAUAACAGAAACUACUUAAAUAAAAGACCGAACAUGUGGAAGGAUUAUUUGUUGUUAUUUCGAAUUGACCAUUUGCUGCUGCCUUUUUAGUCACUUAUUUGAGUGAUUCUGCACUUAAACAAUGCCCGCUGCGGUUUUUAGAAAAUAAGCAUAUAUUGACAAAUAAAGUGAAACAUUUGGGUAUCAAAAAUCAGACGUGUUGAUAAUAUUUUCUGAGGGAAAAUAACAUUGCCGUAUCCUUACACUCUCCAUCGCAGUUUCGAAAAGAGUUUAUAAUCCGGCUGAUAUAUACUGUAACUGAAAGAGGGCGUUGGUACAGUUCAGUGUCCUAUGUUGCUUUGUUUAUCUAUAGGACCGCCAAAUUCCAUUACCACGAGGGGCAUAAACGUUCUCUUGGGAACUUGCUAAGGGAAACACAAUACACUUGCAAUUGUGUGUGUGUGUGCGCGCGUGUGCGUGUGUGUGUGGGAGAAAGAAAGAAAGAAAGAAAGAAAGAAAGAAAGAAAGAAGAAAGAAAGAAAGAAAGAAAAAAGAAAGAAAGAAAGGAAGAGAAAGAAACCUUGCAAAUGCCUUAUGACAUUUGUUACUGGCUGGUUUUGAGUUGAUAAAGAAAUGAAUAGCCGCGUUCUUUCAAUCUCAUUUGUAAAAGGUGAGCUGUGUUUGUAGUAGGCCCACACAUACAUAUGUGCGCACUAAUUUCGGAUAUAUGUAUACAGUUAUUUAAAUGCUUUGGUUGACGGUGGUUGAAGGGGUAGGCUUAUUUCGUGAUAUGUUCUUCUUAUCGGCCUUUGAGAAGCGCGCUUUGGGUUUUUAGAGGUAUUCGAGAAGGGGCGUUUGGUCUCUGGUUUGCUUUAGACAAAUUCAGGCCGUCAAUUAGGCCUAUGCUGAUUAUUUGUAAUCUAAAGAUACAAUUCAACUUUGGAAACAUUUAAUAUUACACGAUUAAAGCAAAAAUAAUUAAGCCUAUUUUAUUUCCCCCCAAAAUGCUAAUUAUUCUCUACUGAGCAUAUGUUAAAGUCCUGCAAAAAAGAUAUGGCUCUGCCAGCAUACUGAUCGCCAUUGAAGGCCGUUUUCCAGCCCUCGCUGUGUGAGAGUUGAGGGGAGAGUCAGAUAGAGGGGAGAGUCAGAUAGAGGGGAGAGUCAGAUAGAAGAGCAGGCCAGGAAUACAAACAGAAACAGACAAGAGCCAGAACUCAGACAUACAUAAUGGAGAAUGGAGAAUUUCGGCCAGAGACGGACAUUAUCCAGACAACGCGCUACAACAGUUUGAUCGCGCAUCCACGGAGGGCGUGGGGCCCACACGGAUACUGCUAAGUCU